AUGGCGCCGACCAACGUCACCACCGCCGCAGUCACGGCCACUGCGGUGCCGCCGCCGCCUGUGCCGACCAAGAUGAAGCGCCCUGUGCCGCCGGGCAUCCAGACCAACGGCGCCGCCUCGCUCGCCGCGUCGCCCUCGCCGUCCAUGGCAUCCUCCAAGCCGCCCUCGAGCGCGAAGCAGCCGCCCAGCUCCGCCAGCGACCGGGCCAUCACGGCAUCAACCGUGCGGCCCAUCAACCGGGUCCGCCGCGACACCCUGAACCAGACUUCCGGGCGCAACUCAAGAAACAGCGCCGGCUUGCGAUCGGCGUCGUUCGCAGCAGAUACGGCUGCCCAUAGCUGCGAUCCCCCACCUUACGUCGUCACCGAUGCCUACGUAUUGAAGAGGAACUCGGGGCGACCGCCCUCUCUAGUCGUCCAUAUGCAUCCGACACACUUCCGCUUCGAUGGUCAAGAUGGCAUGUUCCAGUAUAAGUCGCCGAUGAAGAUCUUUCUUGAGCAUGUGAAGAGCCGCACGAUCCCCCACGACCUCCUCCCCUACUUUGUCCAAGGCAAGGUACCCUUCUACGACGGCUGUCUCAUCGUACAGAUACACGAUCACAAAUCCGUGGUCCAGAACAAGGGUACCAAACGACCCUCGUCAGCCUCCAACGCCGUUGUGCCGUCGUCCAUCCACAACUACAACCAAUGGCUGACACCUUCACCCCACGUCCCGUUCCCCAAGGAAGAGCAGAAUGCCGGUGAUGCGGCUGCAAAGCCAAAAGAGGAGCCGAAGGAAGAAGACGCCGAUGUAAAGGAUGCGGAUAAGGAAUCUGCGCCAAAUGCCGCUGGCAGCGUCACAGAUACCAAGGCCCCCCCCAAACCAAAGAUCUUCACCGUUGUGCUUCACCCUACGCCCGAGAGCUUGCGCAUGGAUCUCAUGAUCAAGGCGACAAUGCCAAAGUCGCCUGGCGAGGGGCCCGGUGCUACCGACACUUUGGCCAUGGCUCCUCCAGCGACUCCGUCCGCGCUGGUGCCGCCAACACCGACUGCCGCCAAUAUCCCGCCGCCUGCAAAAAGGCAGAAGCGAGAAAAGAACGAGCUGGACGCCAGUCUGCUACAUGCUGCCGAGGGUCAGAUCUUGCUCGCGACCAAUGCACCCCUGAUGCUCGAACCAACCAAGAGCGUGGAGGAAACCAUCGCCCUGUUGGAGAAGAUGUCGCAUCCCAGCCACAGCGAGCCUCCGCCACAGCCCAAGGCUCGCAAGAGGACGGUGGCCGAAAUGGCCGCCGACGAGGCCUUUACCGCAGAGAUGGAGCGGUACAUGCUGGUUCUCGACGACCGGCUUGCGCCAAACGCUCCCGGCGCGCAGGGUGCUGGUGGAGCGGAUGGAGAUGGCCCAACUGGUGCAGCGACGUUUGAGCCUCGCUUCGAGCGCUUCAACCUCAUUGAGGACAUCAAGCGGGAGCACAACGAAAAGAAGGAACAGGAGAAGCUUAAGCAGCAGGAGAACGACAGGAAGCUGCAGCUCCAGAGACAGCAGCAACAGCAGCAACAGGCGCAGCAGGCGGUGGAAGCUGCGCAGAGACAGGCAGAGGCCGAGAGACUGCGGCGCGAAGCCGCGGCGGCGGCGAGGGAGGCCCAGAUGCGCCAGGCCGCCGAGGCCCAGCGCCAGGCAAUCGCCGCUCGCGCUGCCGCGCAGACUCCCGCGGCGCAGGCAAACAACGCCGCAGCGCAGAUGAACCAGACGCAGCACGCUCAUCCCGCCCAACAUCCGGGAUUGAACAAUGGCAUGCCCAACGGCGUCCAGCAAAACGCAAUGCCGAACGGUAUCCAUGGACCUACCCAGGCCCGGUUCCAAGCCCAGAUGUCUCAAGCCCAGGCUUCCUCUCCCAUCAUCCGUCAGCCGACUCCCCAGAACAUGUCGUCACCCAUGGUUGCGGCCGCUGCCAUGCAGCGGAACAACUCGACCAUGGCGGCAAGCCCUCCUCGGCCGGCUUCUGUAGUGCAGAACCCGCAGGUAUCGGUGCCCAUGGCCCACGCCAUGUCUUCUAGAAACAGCCAGCAGAGCCAUCCAUCAAGCACGCCACGCAUGCCUCACGCGACGCCUAGCAUGCCUCACGCAACUCCCAUCAACCGGCCCGCCAUGAUUGCGACGCCCCGCAUGACCCAGGCGAACAGCCCUCCGGCCAUGAUGGCGCAAAACUCUCAGAUGGGCCAGCAGAUGAUGAUGAACGCCCCAGGAAUGAACCAGGCCAGCCCUCAAGUCAUGGCCCAGAUGGCCCAGCAGCGAGCUAUACUACAGCAGCAGCAACAGCACCAACAGCAGCAGAUGGCGGCGGCUCUGCAGAAUAACAACUUCAAUAACAUGAACAUUGCUUCACAGGGCCAAGGCAUGACGCAGCAGCAGCAACAGAUGAUGCAGAUAAUGCAACGGCAAAUGCUGAUCCAACACCACCAGCAGCAGCAGCAACAGCAGCAGCAGCAUCCGCAAAACCCCAUGAUGAAUCCGCAGCAGCAACAGCAGCAGCAGCAGCAACAGCAACAGCAACAGCAGCAGCACCAGCAGUGGGCUCAGCAGUAUGCACAACAGUUGCAGAGCAUGCAAGGCGCCCAGAUACGCUCGAUGACGCCGCAGCUGCAGGCUCAGAUGCAGGCCCAGAUUCAACAAAUGUCUCGCAUGGGCCAGAUGAGCAACAUGGCGCGGGGCCAAAUGAACGGCCAGAUGAAUGGGCAGAUGAAUGGACAGAUGAACGGGCAGAUGAUGAAUGGCAAUGCUAAUGCCAAUGCCAACAUGCAAGCCAUGGUAGCCAUGCAGAUGCAGCAGCAGGCACAAGCUCAGGCCCAGCAGCAAGCCCAGGCACAGGCUCAGGCUCAGGCACACGCCCAAGCGCAAGCGGCGCAGGCGCAGGCCCAAGCACAGCAAGCGGCCCAAGCUCAGGCUCAAGCCCAGCAGGCGCAGCAAGCACAAGCCCAGGCUCAGCAUCAGGGCCAAGGUCCCCAGCCAGGACAGCCGAACAACCUGCAGGUUCAGCUACAGACCCAGACGCGCCUCUUUUACGGCCGGCUCCUGAACACGGCGGCCGCCAAGUUUGGCGGAGCCGACAACAUACCGCCGGACGCAAUGGAGAGGAUCAAACAGCAGGCUUUCAUGCAAGCCCAACAGAUGAUGAGGGACGUGAUGCAGCGCCGGCAGCAGCAGCAGCAGAUGCGACUUCAACAACGCCAGCAGCAGCAACAGCAACAGCAGCAACAGGCUGCGAUGCAAGGCGGGAUGAUGGGACACCAGGGAAUGUGA
Trichoderma reesei QM6a is the source of this 3276-nucleotide messenger RNA. RefSeq lists its product as uncharacterized. The transcript has 2 exons. The record is from RefSeq and is a predicted model, not a curated record. Lineage: Eukaryota; Fungi; Ascomycota; Sordariomycetes; Hypocreales; Hypocreaceae. Gene Ontology annotation, biological process: regulation of transcription by RNA polymerase II. The coding region runs from base 1 to 3276 and encodes 1091 amino acids. Gene Ontology annotation, cellular component: SAGA complex. Gene Ontology annotation, molecular function: transcription coregulator activity.